Pochonia chlamydosporia 170 is the source of this 2604-nucleotide messenger RNA. Its product is annotated as ribonuclease H-like protein. The transcript has 3 exons. The record is from RefSeq and is a predicted model, not a curated record. Lineage: Eukaryota; Fungi; Ascomycota; Sordariomycetes; Hypocreales; Clavicipitaceae. Bases 1 to 2604 code for a protein of 867 amino acids. Gene Ontology annotation, molecular function: protein dimerization activity.
AUGUUCUCGGAGCUGUCUUCUUCCAGUCCUUCGCCAUUGAGCCAGCUUGGCGUGUCGCCGCCACGUGUGGAGCACUCUUCUUCGCCCGCCGUCUCGUCUUCGGGAAUCUCCUUACCAACAACACCAUCGCCGCGUCCUCGUGGGACUGCCGUCGACUUUAUCACAGUUAAUGGUCACUCUGGGGCCGCCAGGAGUGGGCAAAAUGGCCCGGAUUCGAACGCUAUACUGGCGGCCAAGACACGAGGGCAUGGUGGCAGCAAUACGGAUUGCUUCGCCCGAGGCUUUAAGAAGAAGUCGGAUUUCUGCUUCGUCUGCUCCACAGGGGCCUCUAUCAAGAAACACCUUCGCACAGUCCACGGGAUACUUUCUCCCAAGGAGUCUGUUCAUUGCGGCGGAGGCUCAUUGUUGCAUAACCGGACUAUCACGCACUUCCUCGAUGCCGAUUUCAGCAAUCCGAAUGAUCAGUUUCUCAUCAGUAACCUGCGUGGACAAUUCAAUAUCAGAGGUCUUCGCGUUCUGCUUCUCGACUGGAUUACAUAUCACAACUUACCGUUUGAGAUUGUGAAUACUGAGCGGUUCCAGCGUAUCCUCCUCUACGGCAACCCACUGCUCGAUAAGACCCAUAUUCCCUCUGCGAAGACCCUUUUUCGCAUGCUCGAAUCUGAGUACAGAGGCGCCCUUGGACCAGAGACGGAGGUGCUGCGCAAUGUUCGAUCCCAAAUACAUUUUUCCUUCGAUGGCUGGACGUCGAAAUCCUACGUGUCAUUCCUUGGGAUCAACGCGCAGUUUGUUGAUAGCGACUUCGUCCAGCAUCGAAUCCUCCUUGGGCUUCGGCCCCUCAGCGGACGUCAUACUGGCGCAUGCCUUGCUGACGAGGUAGCGGAUACGCUUGCAUUCUGGCAAAUCAAUGAUCCUGACAAGAUUGGGUACUUUACUCUCGACAACGCAGCAAACAACAAUACGUGCAUUAGGGAGCUCGCACUCGAGUACGGCUUCUCACCUGAAGAGCGACGCAUUCGAUGUGCUUGCCAUGUUAUCAACCUCUGCGUGCGGGCCACGCUCUAUGGUUCCAAGCAGGACAAUUUGGCUGCGAUUGUCGCAGCUGACGGCAACGAUGAGGACGAUGUGGAGGAACGGGUAGACCAAGCUAUUAACGAGGUGCUGGAUGGAGAGUUGAAAGACGACGAAGGCGAGACGUGGCCUGACGUUGCUGUCAGUAACCCAACUGAAGACUUCACAUCCUCCCACCCGGUUCCGGAAGAGAUUAACGGUACCACGUUCAGGGAGUAUAGCCGGAGCGGCGCGGCGGGAAUGCUGCAUAACAUCGGGCUUCAACUGCGAGGGAGCCCACAGUUAUAUGAGCAAUUUCUCCAGUCUCAACGUAAAGAAUCCGGUAAGGAAUCAACACUCCACUGGGUGUUUAACAAUGCCACCCGAUGGGACUCAGACAAGCGCAUGAUGGAGAGAGCUCUCCGCCUCCGCCCGGCACUUACUACAUUUUUCAAUGAUGUUCAGAAUCGCUGGGAAUCUGAGGGUGCUUGUGAGAACUCCAAGCCAGCGGUUCUUCAGUAUCGGCUAAGUGGGUACGACUGGAAGGUUAUCGAGAUGCUGGUCAAACUUCUGAAGCCUUUUGAAAUUGCCACUAAGCAGCUUCAGGGCAGCGGUGUCCCCGGUGAGAGAUCGACUUGUGGCAGUUUCGACGAGUAUUUCCCUAUUUUCGAGAUGCUCCUUGACCAUCUCGAAAGUGCCAUCGAAGGUACAAUCUACGAGGAAACGGAGGACCCGGUGACCAGGAAGAGGACUGAUAUCGAGGUUGCCAUUUACGAGGGACUUGAUAACAGAACUCGGAGAUUGUUCAAGGUUUUUAUUAAACUGGGGGGGAAAAAACUUCAUAAGUACUAUGCUCUUCUGACGAGUGGUGCAUAUGCGGGCGCCGUUAUUUUUAACCCCGCGAAGAAGUGGCGUCUUCUCGACCAACUGUGGUCUCGAGUUCCUACUCGUAAGGCGCAGGGUUGGCGAGCUGACUACGAAGAGAAGCUCCUGCAGAUCCGGGAGAACAACUAUAGGGGGCGUAAUGUUGACAAUAGCGCCCUCGACACAAGUGAUGAAGCCCCAAUGGAUUAUAUCGAGCGCAGGCUUGCAAGGAGCGCCGCCAGCUCGGCAUUUGCCAAGAAUCCACUUGGCGCCGCUUCCAACCUCCGCAAGACAGCCCGUAAGACGAAACAGACGACCGCGGAGGCAGCGAUGGAUGAUGAAUAUUCUAGGUACUGCGCUGAGGAUAUCGUCAACAGUCAGUACUACAGGAGCAGAUCAGUCGAUUGGUGGAAAACCAACGCCUACCGCUACCCUCGGUUGUCCAUUAUGGCCGUUGAUAUGCUUAGCAUCCCCUCAUCGUCUGCUGAGAGCGAGAGGACGUUUAGUAGUGCAGGACUGAUGACAGCGCCGUUGAGAGGCAGGUUGGCCAGGGAGAUAGUGGCUAUGGCUCAGUGUAUCCGGUCAUGGAGUAAGGCUGGGAUCUACACGCCUUCGCUGCCCUUGUGUGACCUAAGUGAUGAUGAAUGGGUUGGUGUAUUGGCGUCGCUGAAGAACGGCAGCGACUCCUGA